AGUCGGCUCUGAGACGCGCUGGAAAUAUGAUCUUUAAACAGCGCUUCUGUUUUCUGUGUGUAAACGAGGAGAGAAGCCGGUUACUGUCUCACUCAGAGGGACAUCUGGAGAUCUCUGCGGGUUCAACGCACCGAACCGGAUUCAGGAGUUAAUUAGAUUCCUUUAAGUCGCUCCCACAGCUUCUUCCUAAUUGACUUUUUACGCGUGAAAUCCUUGGAGUUGAACGCUCCUGUUGCCGCCUUCUCCUCCAGGAAACAGCUUUGAUGGAAACAUGAACAGAGCUGAAACCGGACCGGUUCUCCUCCUCCACCUCCUCCUGGUGCUGCUUCACGCGCCCCCGCCGUGUCUGUCCGCGCGGCCGCGACCUCCAGCGCGCUACUACGGACAAAUCACCGAGAACUCCCCGGCCGGGACGCCGGUGCAGGGGGUGCUGCUGCCGGUCGGGGGAGCAGGCUGCCCCGGCGCGGACCUCGACGGCAGCCUGACGGGGGAUUACGCGUCGGACUUCAGGCUCAUUCGCCUCCGCGGGGCCCGUCUGGGGCAUCUGGGGCUGGUCUCCGCCAAAGCGCUGGACCGGGAGUUCAUAGCGAUGUACGAGCUGACGGUGGAGCUUCCGCCGCGGUGUCACAGGCGACCGGCCGCCGUCCAGGUCGAAGUGUCGGACAGGAACGACAACGUGCCCCGGUUCACCGGCGGGAACCAGACGGUGGAGGCGGACGAGCUGACCCCGCUCGGCACCGAGCUGGCCCGCUUCUACGCGCAGGACGGGGACGCGCAGAGGAACGGACGCGUCACGUUUUACGCGGCGCCGGAGUCCCACCUGCUCCACGUGGUCCCACAGACCGGGCAGGUGAGGCUGGUCGGGUCCCUGCUCGGUGUCAGCCGGGUGACUCUGCGCCUCCUCGCGCGCGACGACGGAGACGUGCCACGUGAGGGUGAUCCGGCGUUCCUGCGCAUCGAGGUCCGCCGGUCCGGCGGCGCUCCGCCGCGGCGCGCGCGCGCUCUGACCGAGGAGCUCACCUACACCGUGACCGUACCCGACCACGCUGGAGUCCGGGACCUGGUCUUCACGGUGCCGGACCAGAAGUUCGAGCGGCGCUGGUUCGAGGUGGUGUCCGAGCCCGAGCCGCCGGUCCGCAUCGAGCGGGACUCGGGGCGUCUGUACCUGGCGCGCGCGCUGCCGGAGCCCGCCGAGGUUCUGGUGAAGAUCCACAACGCGCAAGGCAACGAGUGGUACCUGUGCAGGUUGACCCUGAGCACGUCCAGUCAGGCCCACCUGCAGUGGGCCAUGUUUCCGUCGCCGUACCUGGGCACCGUAGGGCCUGAGGCUGCGCCGGGCUCAGUGGUCUACCGACUGUCUGUACGGCAGCGGGACGGCGAGCCUGGACAGGCCCAGUUCCUCUUACUGGGCGGUGGGGAGGGGUGCUUCGAGGUGGACCGUCGCUCCGGCGACAUCAUAACCACAGGACAGCCCCUGACCCCCAGCAAGGAAUACCUGCUGCGGGUGCAGGCCACCGAGGGGGGGCGCGGGGGCCCGCCGGUCACGGUGUCGGUGCUCGCCGGCUACCGGCCGCCGCAGUUCACCAACGCCACCUACAGCCUGAACGUCCCAGAGAGCGCCGCCGUCGGCCCGCCCGUCUCGGUGGUCCAGGCUGUCUCCUUCCAGAAGAAGAACCUGUCCUACAUGUUGCUGGUGAAUCCUGGGAAUCUAUUCAGCAUCAACCAGGAGAGCGGAGCACUCAGCCUCACCAGGGCUGUGGACUACGAGAGCGGACACAACCUCCACAACCUGCAGGUCCGCGCAGCCGAACCCGACACCGGCCUCAGCAGCCUGGCAGAGGUGGUCGUCAGCGUGACGGAUGAGAACGACUGCACGCCGGAGUUCCUCCAGUCCAUCUACACCCAAGACAACGUACCUGAGAGCAUCGCACCUGGAAGCUCCCUGCUGCAGGUUCUGGCCCGUGACUGUGACUCCGGUGCAAACUCGGAGCUCUCUUACUUUGUUCACGGUGAGGACUUUGACAUCACAUCAGGGGGCGUGGUCAGCCCUGCCCGUCGCCUUGACUACGAGCGACCCAAUCACAUCUACGAGUUUGUGGUGGUCGCCGUGGACGCGGGGACGCCCCCCCGCACGGGCACGGCCUCCAUCCGAAUCCGACUCACCAACAGCAACGACGAGGCGCCCGUCUUCUCCCAGAACGUGUAUAAGACCUUCCUCAGUGAGGACGCCGGUCCGGAUACGCUGGUCGCCAUCGUUCACGCCAACGACCCGGAUGGAGACUCCGUCUCUUACGCCAUCACCGGGGGCAACGAGGACAGCAACUUCCUGUUAGACAACCAGAAGGGCAUCAUCAAGCUGCGGAGGAGCCCCCCCCCGAGGCUCAAGGGGCCGCGCUACGUCCUCAACAUCACGGCCACGGACGACAACGCAUCGGGGGGGCCGUACCCGCUCAGCAGCUCCGCCCAGGUCGUCGUGGGGAUCAACGACAUCAACAACAACAAGCCGCUGUUCCACGAGUGUCAGAACUACAGUCAUCACGCCGUGGUUCUGGAGAACCAGCCCCCAGGUACCUUCGUGCUGCGCGUCCAGGCCCACGACGCCGACAUGGGGGUCAACGGGGAGGUCAAGUACGGCCUCGUGCAGCGGGACGGGGUGUCCUCUGGGUUCGCCAUCGACCCCGACACUGGCGUCAUCACCACCACGGUGAGCUUCGACCGAGAGCGCCGGAGGGAGUGCACGCUGUCGGUGACGGCCACGGAUCAGGCCGAGGAGCCGCUCAUUGGCAUCUGUCAGGUCACCGUCGUCAUCGGCGACCAGAACGACAACGACCCCAAGUUCGAAAACAGCCGCUACCAGUACUUCCUGCGUGAGGACACAGCGGUGGGAACCAGCUUCCUGCGGGCGGCGGCGCACGACGCCGACCAUGGGAGCAACGCGGCCAUCACCUACGCUCUGUCCAAUCAGGAGCCGGCUUACCUGCACAUCCACCCCAGCACGGGCUGGAUCUACGUCAACCACCCCAUCUCUCAGACGUCGAGGAUCAGCCGGCAGAUCGUGGCGUCUGACGGAGGUGGGCGGAGCAGCUGGGUGGAGCUCAGCGUCGUCAUCACCAACGUGCACAACCAGCCGCCGGUGUGGGAGCGGCCCGAGUACCACGUCACGCUGCCCGAGAACACGGCGCGGGACGCCAGGGCGCUGACCAUCAAGGCGACGUCGCCCCUCGGUGACCCCCGGGUGACCUACAACCUGGAGGACGGCCAGGUGCCGGAGACCAACAUGCCGGUGCGCUUCUACAUCAAGCCCAACCGGGCGGACGGCUCGGCGUCCCUGCUGGUGGCCGAGAACCUGGACUACGAGACCACGCCCCUCUUCGCCCUGCGGGUCCGGGUCCAGAACGUCGCCGCCGUGCCGCUGGCGUCCUUCACCACCGUCUACGUCAACGUGACGGACGUCAACGACAACGUCCCUUUCUUCCUGUCCUCCACCUACGAGGCGACGGUGCCGGAGGGGGCCGAGGUCGGCACCUCGGUGGCUCAGGUCUCGGCCACGGAUCUGGACUCUGGUCUGCACGGGAUGGUCCACUAUGUGAUCCUGAAGGACGAGAGCGGCGACUCUCAGUUCUUCAGCAUCGACCCGCUGAGCGGCGUCGUCGUGACUCGCGCCUCCUUCGACCGCGAGCAGAAGGCCUCCUACCUCAUCGAGGUGCAGUCGCAGGACGGCUCCACGUCGGCCAGACCGGGCCAGCAGGGACAACCCAACACCGACACGGCGUACGUCAGGAUCUUCGUCACAGACGUCAACGACAACGCUCCGGCGUUCUCCCGGCCGGCCUACGAGGUGAGCGUUGAGGAAGACGAGGAGGUUGGCUUCGUCCUCAUCACCGUCACCGCCAACGACGAGGACGAAGGUGCCAACGCCAAGCUGCGGUACCAGAUCACCUCUGGAAACCACAUGGGGGCCUUCGGCGUGGAGCCCGAGGUCGGCGCCGUCUACGUGGCCCGGCCGCUGGACUACGAGACGGAGCGGCGCUACGAGCUCCGCCUGGUGGCCUCCGACGGGAAGUGGGAGAACGAGACGCUGGUGACGGUGCAGGUGGGGAACCGCAACGACGAGGCGCCCGUCUUCAGCCGGACGGAGUACCGCGCCGCCGUGAGCGAGGAGCUCAGCCAGCUGCCCGUGGAGGUGCUGCAGGUGUCGGCUGUGGACCCGGACCAGGAGGCCGACCAGACCGCCCUCCGCUACUCCCUCCAUGGCCAGGGCGCCGGCAGCGAGUUCACCAUUGACGAACGCACUGGAAGGAUCUCCGCUCAGCGCCGGUUGGACCGCGAGGAGCGCCCGGCCUGGAGGUUCCUCGUUCUGGCCACGGACGAAGGAGGGGCGGGACUCACAGGGUUCGCCGACGUGCUGAUGGAGGUCACAAACGUCAACGACAACGCGCCCUUCUUCCCGUGCCCGGCGCUGGAGGCGGACGGGUGUUUUGCUGGCCGGGUGCCCGAGAACUCCCCCGCCGACACAUCCGUCAUGGAGAUGCGCGCCGUGGACCUGGACAUCCCCAACGAGGGCGAGAGCGCUGCACUGACCUACAGCAUCAUCAAGAACGUCCGCAACGAGAUCAACCUCGACCUGUUCUCCAUCAACGCCAGCACGGGCGCCAUCCACACGGUGCUGCGUUCGCUGGACAGGGAGGCGGAGGAGCGCUAUCUGGUCGUGGUGGAGGCCCGGGAUGGAGGCGGGUUGGCGGGAACGGGGACGGCCACCAUCACGGUUUCAGACGUCAACGAUCACCCACCCGUCUUCACCCAGAGGCUCUACAGCGCUCAGGUGACGGAGGACAUGGAAGUGAACAGUGAGGUCCUGGUAGUGUCCGCCACGGACGGAGACGAGGGGGAGAACGCCGUGGUGACCUUCAGCAUCGUUGGCGGCGACGCGGACCGGAAGUUCUUCGUGGAAACGGACAAAGUGAACCGUCGCGGCGUCAUAAAACUCAAGAAGAAGGUGGACUUCGAGAAGCCCCGCGAGAGGACGUUCAAUCUGACGCUGAAGGCCGAAGAUGCCGAUUUCUUCAGCCUGGCCCACUGUCUCGUUCAGGUGGAGGACACCAACGACCACGCGCCUGUCUUUCUGCCGCAAUUCUAUGAGUCAGCGGCCAUGUCUGAGGACGUUUCCGUGGGGACAAUCGUUGCUCAGGUUACGGCUUCUGAUCUGGACUCGGGUCAGAAUGGACGCUUUUCCUACAGCAUUUUGAGAGAGUCGGACCCGUACAGUCAGUUCCUGGUGGACCAGUCCGGUUGGGUGGUCGUGGCCGAUUCCCUCGACAGGGAGAAAACCUCACAGCACCGGAUCGUGGUCCUCGCCACAGACGCCGGCGGCCCACCCAUGACCGGCACAGCCAUCGUCAUGGUAACUGUACUGGACGUGAACGAUAACGGGCCGGAGUUCGAGGUGCCCUACAGGCCGGUCGUUUGGGAGAACGCGCCGGCGCCGCAGUCGGUCAGAAUGAACGAGACCUCCCUGCUCCUCCACGCCACCGACCGGGACACCUCCGCCAACGGCGCACCGAUCUCCAUACGGCUCCUCAUGCUCACCUCGGACGCCACCAACUUCAACCUGACGGACUUUCGGAACGGCAGCGCGGCCGUCACCGCCCUCCGGACCUUCGACCGCGAGCGGCAGAAGGAGUACCGCCUCCCGAUCCUCAUGAUUGACAGCGGCUCUCCUCCAAUGAGCUCCACCAGCACGCUGACCGUCGUCAUUGGCGACAGGAACGACCACCCCCACUCGCCAGGACACACCAACUUCAUCGUGUACAGUCACGAGGGCGUCCUCCCAACGACGGCGCUCGGGCGAGUUCGAUCCCUCGACCUCGACGACUGGAGCGAGAAGGUGUACCGCUUCGAAGGAAAACCCUCCAGGUGGUUCAGCCUGAACCAGACCUCGGGUCUGCUCAGCGUGAGGGAGGGGGCUCCUCCCGGCUCCUACCGCCUGCAGGUGCGCGUGUCGGACUACACCUGGCCCUCCGUCACCUCCUCGGCUCAGGUGGAGGUGCGGGAGCUGCAGCCAGCGGCGCUGAGGAACGCCGCCUCUCUGCGCCUCCUCAAUGUGUCGGUGGAGGAGUUCUUCGGGGGGGGGGGAGCCGAGAGCCUCUUCUCUCGUCUCGGCCGCUCUUUGGCUGAACUCCUUCAGACGUCGCCGGCCAACGUGCAGAUCUUCUCUGUGAAGGAGGGGCGGCGAGGGGGGGGGGAGGCGCUGGCCGUGUGGUUCUCGGCUCGUGGCCCCGCCCCCUACCGGAAGGAAAAGCUGCUUGGCUACGUGGCGGCGAGCAGAGCGCAGGUGGAGGCCGCGCUGGGCGUGUCCAUCUCCCAGGUGGGCGUGGACGAGUGUCCCUUCACUGACUGCGGUCGGUCCGGAGGCUGCAGCACCGACGUUUCCUUCGGUCCGGUCCCCGUGGCGCUCGGUGCCGGAUCCGCCGCCGCGCUGGUGUCGCUGCCGGCCGCGGUGACGGCGCGGUGCGGCUGCGGCGGUCGGGAGGCCGCCCACCUGCCCUGCUCCUCCUACCCCAACAACCCCUGCCGCAACGGGGGGGCCUGCCAGGACGGCCCGCUGGGGUACAGGUGUAAUUGUCCUCCCAUGUUGGACGGGCCCGAGUGCCAGCAGACCAAACACAGCUUCGGCGGCGAGGGCUACGCCUGGUUCCCUCCCAUCAUGCCUUGCUUUCAGAGCCACAUCUCGCUGGAGUUCCUGGCCGAGUCGGCCAAUGGGCUGCUGCUGUAUGACGGGCCGCUAGGCCCCGCCCACUCCGGCGAGCAGGAGGACUUCAUCGCCGUCGAGUUGAGGAACGGCGUUCCGGCUCUGAGCAUCAACCACGGGUCGGGGGCGCUGACCCUGCAGCUCCCGCCCCGAUCCGCCGUUACUCUCCGCCGCUGGCAUCGACUCGACGUGGUCAGCGACGGGAAGGCCGUCCAGCUGAUCCUGGACCAGUGUGGGGGGGCGGCGGUUAACGAGCUGGAGGCCGGGGGGGAGGACAGCCAGGAGACGGACGAGUCCGGCUGCAGAGCUGCAGGAGAGACGCCAGGAGACCAGAGGUAUCUCAAUGUCUUCCAGCCUCUUCAGUUGGGAGGAAUAAAGGAAACAUCUCCUCAUCGGCGUUACCGCGGCUUCACCGGCUGCAUCCGCAACCUGGUGGUGGACAGUCAGGUGUACGACCUGGCGUCUCCCGGUGAGAGCGUGGACAGUGCUCCGGGCUGCCGGCUCACGGACGCCGUCUGCCUGACGGCUGCGGGACCGUCCUGCGGAGCUCACUCCUCCUGUGUCGCCUCCUGGGGCUCCUUCAGCUGUGUGUGUGAGGCGGGGUACUCCGGACCCCAGUGUGACACCACCGUCCCAGAGUUCUCCUUCUCCUCGGGCAGCGUGGUGCGUUUUCAGCUCAGAGGAGGUGGCAGUUCUCGCCGCUCAGACGUGCGGCUCCUCCUGCGGACCCGGUCCUCCUCGGGCUCGCUGCUCUCCGUGGCGUCCCGGGAGUCCGGCGAGUGCAUCAUCCUGGAGAUUGCCGAGGGCCUCCUCUCCGUCCGCGCCGACCUCGCCGACGGCGCCCACGUCUUGCGCCUCCCCGGCCAGCGGGUGGACGUCGGCCAAUGUGUGCAGGUUGGCCUGGGUCGCCACGACAACCUGUUCACGCUCAGGCUGGAGCAGGGCGGGGGCUCGCGGGAGGUGCAGGCCCGGCUGGGGAGCCGGCGGGAGAUCGUACUUCACCCGACUAGCGUGACGGUCGGCAACGACUUUCAGGGUUGUCUGCGGGACGUUCGUUUUAACGCUCAGGUGCUGCCUCUGGAGGGGCGGAGCCAGGACUCAGUGACGGUGCUGGAGAGGCGGGGCAUCACCUCUGGUUGCUCCAGCGACGCCUGCACCGGCCAACCGUGCAGCAGCCCGCUGCGCUGCGUCGACCUGUGGAGGAAGCACCAGUGCAGGUGCCCCGGCGGCCUGGUGACGGUGACGGAGGACUCCGGGCAGCAGCGCUGCGUGCCGUCGCCCUGCGGCGUCUCAUCCUGCCGUAACGGCGGCGUCUGCCAGGCGCUGACACCCGACAGCUACCGGUGCCGCUGCCAGGACGGCUUCAGCGGCCAGCGCUGUGAGCAGGGCCAGGUCAAAGGUCACCGGCUGGCCGCCCUCAGCCCCAGCUCCAUCCUGGCCAUCAGCAUGUGUCUGCUCGUCUUCUUCGCGGUGCUGGUGGCCGUGACGGUGUGGAACCAGAAGGGAAGCCGUAACAAGUUCAGGAAGCGAGGAGUUUACCACAUCCCCACCGAGCACGAGAGCUGGGAGGACAUCCGAGAAAACAUCCUGAACUACAACGAGGAGGGGGGGGGCGAGCAGGACCAGAACGGGUAUGACAUCACCGAGCUGAAGCGCCCGCUGUGCUCCAGUCUGUCUCAGUCCUCCUCCUGCACCACGGCGCCGCUCGUCAAGUGCUCCCCCGGCUCCCAGGAGGAGGUGCACCCGUCCGGCUCCUCCUGCAGCUCCGGAGCUCCCUACCUCAGCAUCCCGCACCACCUCCACCAGCACCACCACCACCAGCAGCACCUCCAUCACACUGCCGGCUCCCACGGCGACGCCCCGUCGGGGCCGCGCCCCCACGUGGACUUUAAAAGCUACGUGGAGCGAAUCAUCUGGGAGGCGGACAGCGGCGGCGAGGCGCUGCCGGUGGACGCGUACCACGUGUGGUGCGUGGAGGGCUCGGGGUCGGCGGCAGGAAGCCUCAGCUCUCUGGGGUCAGCUGCAUCACGCAGGAACAUCCUCAUCGCCCCCGGAGACGAGGAGGAGGAGGAGGAAGGGCAGGGGGGGUCGGCCUGCGACCGACUCUCUCAGUGGGGCCCAAAGUUCACAGCGCUGAGCGAGAUGUACGACCGGCCCCCGCUGGCCCCCACGUACAGGGACGCCGUGGCCUACGUCCAGAGGAGCUGCAGCCAAGAGCGCCUGCCCCACCACCACUAUGGGGCGCCACACUGCGCUAAAACACUGCGCUAAGCUAACACUGCUAACAGACAGCUAACAAUUCCUUUCAGCUCUCCUUCGUUGGAGAAACCAAAGUCGACAUUUUUAAGAAUCCAGCACACAACGAGCGUCGAAGACAAACGCACAAACGUCCAGACAAUCAUCCCGUCAGCUGUUGGAGGUUCUCCCUCCAUCAGGAUGUUUCUUCAGGUGCAGAAAACUAGACUAAAUCCUAAAUUCUGUAUUUCAGCUGAAAUCAAUUGCUAUGUUUUUUAAUUCUACAUAUAGUGGUAUGAAGUGACUGCCUUUCAUUGGUGGAAACACUGAUAUUUCUAUUACAUUUUACUAUUCACCUUUCAAUGGAACUUUAUUUUGUAAAAGACAUCAUCUACAAUAGUCAACAGCAAGACAACUUAAUCCUUUUAAAAAUGUACCAUGAAUUACACGUUAAUGUGUACAGACGCAUCAGAGAGACGGACCACGGAUACUACGAUGUCUGUGACUGCUAACAAAGCUAGUUAGCUAAACGAUGUUACAUUUAACAUAGCUAAGUUAGCUCCCUAAAUGACGUUACAUUUAACAUAGCUAAGUUAGCUCCCUAAAUGACGUUACAUUUAACAUAGCUAAGUUAGCUCCCUAAACGACGUUACAUUUAACAUAGCUAAGUUAGCUCCCUAAACAACGUUACAUUUAACAUAGCUAAGUUAGCUCGCUAAACGACGUUACAUUUAACAUAGCUAAGUUAGCUCCCUAAACAACGUUACAUUUAACAUAGCUAAGUUAGCUCCCUAAACGACGUUACAUUUAACAUAGCUAACAUUUAAAAACAAUUGACUUGGAAUCGGUUCACAAAUGUUUUCCGGCCUUUUUGUGUUUCGUGCAGUGACUUGUUUUGAUUGGACGAGCAGAAGGAGGCAGGGCCUCAGCACUCUAUUCGUUAACACUUGCAAUUAGCAUACACAGCGUUAGCACUAAUCGCUAACAUGCACAUUUCCCAUCCUUUCAACAAUUACAGUGAUUAGCAUUUGAGAUUAGCACAAUAUUACUAUAAAGGUAAGUUACUACUAAAUGACAAAGUUUGAUAUAAUAUUCACACUUUUAAUCUGCAAUAAUAAGUGGAGGCAACAUGAAGCUCUCUGAGUAAAUAAAGUUACUCUUUAAUAACUAAACUGUUUAAGAGGCACAAAACAGACUUUAGUUUGAAUCACAUUGUUGCAGAAUAUUUGGGUUUUUUUGUGCUGAUAUUGUUUGGUUUAUUUCACUAUUUUAAACACUUUCUUACAACCUGCUUGGAUUGUUUUGGAUAAUCAGGCUAAAAUAAGAUGUGAUUAGACGGUUUACUACCAGAUGUUAAAACAUGUUAAAACAGGUAAAUCAAUUUAAAAACUGAUCUUUUGUUAUAUUUUAUUUCUAGAAUCUGAAAAGUAAAGAUGAGUUGAUCUCAGCUCACAGAUUGAUUCCAGUGUUUUAGGAAGAAGACUUUUAUACAAACAUCGUUCCAAACAACCACAAUCAGAGGAAGAACGUUUUUAUUCAGUCAGUUUAUUAUCGACUGAGAAGAUAUAAAAAGAGUCUUUACUUGAGCGAUGAAAUGACAAUGAAAUCCAGAUGUUUUAAUGCUGUUUGUUUUUAUCUAACUUUUAAAAAAAAAUGUACUCAAAACAGAACAAAUCAGGUGUCUUUUUCUAAACCAUGUGAAGCUUUGACGUACGUACGUAUGAGUGUGUGUGUGUGUGUGUGUGUGUGUGUGUCAUUGUGCGAUCUGUUGAUCGAUGUACAUAUGCAAGUUUUAUAAAAUCCUACCAUGGAAUAUUCCUUUAGUACAUGACUUUUAAUAAAAACUGCUUUCUCCCUAAAUGAUUGACAGGCGCCUUGUUUCUUCUCUUUAGAUUCAGAAGAAAAGAAGAAAUGUGAAAAAGUAUGAAUAAAGGAAAUAAAAUGUUUCACAUCAGAUAGGAGUCAUCUUUAGAAGAUGCUUCGUGGUGCUUGUGGUGGGUGGUAUAUCCACUCGUGAGGAAACACGCCCCCACGUGGUGAAGCAGGAGAUGACACCGACAGGACGGCGUUCAGCUGUUUGGUUGCUUUGGCAAGUUUCCACAUGCAGAAUGCCCACAAACAAAAUACGACCAUCCUGAAUGACCCGAAUCCAUAGUUAUUAGAUCCAAACCGUCACAACAAACACAAUCUCAUCAGGACUUUUAUACAAACAUCGUUCCAAACAACCACAAUCAGAGGAAGAGCGUUUUUAUUCAGUCAGUUUAUUAUCCACUGAGAAGUGAUAAAAAGAGUCUUUACUUGAGCGUAACUCCUUCAACGAUGAAAUGACAAAGAAAUCCAGAUGUUUUAAUGAUGUUUGUUCAUCUCAUUUCAGGUCAGUUUGUUUGUGUGAGUGUGUAUGUGUGUGUGUCAUUGUGCGAUCUGUUGAUCGAUGAACAUAUGAACGUUUUAUAAAAUCCAACCAUAGAAUAUUCCUUUUGUUCAUGACUUUUAAUAAAAACUGCUUUUCCCCUUUAAUGAUUGACAGGAGCCUCGUUUCUUCUUCUUCUCUCAGUUCAGGUUUUUAGAUUCAGAGAAAGAAGAAGAAGAAACGUGAAGAGGAGGCAAAAGGAUGAAUGGAUGAAAUAAAAUGUUCCUCAUCAGAUAGGAGUCAUCUUUAGAAGAUGCUUCGUGGUGCUUGUGGUGGGUUGUAUGUCCACUCAUGAGGAAACACGCCCCCACGUGGUGAAGCAGGAGAUGACACGUUUCCACAUGCAGAACGCCCACAAACACAGAUCCAUAGUUAUUAGAUAUAUUAUAUAUAUAUAUGAUAUAUUAUUAUAUUA
Molecule: messenger RNA, 11808 nt
Organism: Pungitius pungitius (ninespine stickleback)
Lineage: Eukaryota; Metazoa; Chordata; Actinopteri; Perciformes; Gasterosteidae
Product: neural-cadherin
Exons: 34
Coding region: 272-9019 (2915 amino acids)
Biological process (GO): cell-cell junction assembly; cell-cell adhesion mediated by cadherin; calcium-dependent cell-cell adhesion
Cellular component (GO): plasma membrane; adherens junction; catenin complex
Molecular function (GO): calcium ion binding; cadherin binding
Source: RefSeq, a predicted model, not a curated record